Messenger RNA from Pomacea canaliculata, 2923 nucleotides. RefSeq names its product sphingomyelin phosphodiesterase 4-like. Gene Ontology annotation, molecular function: sphingomyelin phosphodiesterase D activity. Bases 47 to 2452 code for a protein of 801 amino acids. The record is from RefSeq and is a predicted model, not a curated record. Gene Ontology annotation, biological process: ceramide biosynthetic process; sphingomyelin catabolic process; glycerophospholipid catabolic process. The transcript has 18 exons. Lineage: Eukaryota; Metazoa; Mollusca; Gastropoda; Architaenioglossa; Ampullariidae.
AUCUGUAAUGGGAAGCUACUCUCAUUAACACACAAAAAUUCCAAAAAUGGCGGCAUAUCUACCGUCUUCGCUUAUGUAUCAGAUUCAGAGCCUGCAAGGGAAACCUUUACAACAGAAGUGCAUAGAAACAGAGGACCUAAUAAAACGAACAAGCACAAAGGAGUUGCGGUUGGUAUUGCCAAUUCUUCUUCAAAACAUAUUUGGUUUUGAGAAUGAGCCAGGAUGGGGACUGGAUAAAGUCUCAAAAAUACAGGACCGUGAAGCAUUCGUUCAGAUUCGACAUCUGCUUAGUCCAGAGGGGCCUCUGCUUACUUUAGUGUACAAUCUUCAGAUGGACCCAUACACCACUUAUGAGUUUCCACUUAAAUGCCUUCCUAAUCCAUCAAGACGCACAAUAGAAGAAGGAGGUGUGCCAGUGUUUUAUAUUAAUAAACUUCAGGCUCAAGGGCUGGCAGUGCCAUCUUUGCUACUCAAUUCCUUCGAGCUGUACAUGUUUCACUUUGCAUAUGCAUUGGUCAGCCCACAAUGGCAGCAGACAGGCGCAUCGUGGCCAAAUCUUUUUGACUUCUUGUAUCCAAUACUAGUUGAUGAUUACCUUGUGGCUUUCUUGCCUCUUGGCAAAUGGGUGUUUCAACCUCUACCCCAUAUGCCAGCACCAGUUAGAAGCUCUGUGAGCCAGGUUCCUGUUACAGGGCGACAGGCAUCAGGGCAUGUGUCGUUUUCUCCACCUCGCUUCCAGAGAACAAGUUUAUUUAAAUCUGGCUGCUCCUUAACUCAAAAGCAACAUGCCCAGAGCUCUCCUGUUCUCGAAAACACAGAAGCUGAAACAUGGCGAUCUGAGACCAUGCUGCAGACAUUUGUUGAGUUUUGGCUUAACCAGAACUCCCUUACUGCAGAUCUUCCAGGAUAUGUUCAAGGGAUAAUGCACCAUUGCCUGAAGUCUGAUCCAUUUAGCUACUUGUUUGAACACUUCAUGCCAUCCCCAAACCAAGUGAAGAUAGUACGUCUGCUGGUCAAGUACCUGCAUUACUUUGCCAAUAGUGCAAUGCCCAUGAUUUCCUCCCCUUACCAGCAUCAUGUGGAGAAUCCUCUUGAUAAUUUUAAACGAUCAGUUAUUCCCCAGAUUUUGCAGAAGAAAUUGUACUGGUUUCUACGUCAUGCCUUUGAUCGCUGGCCCCUUGACUGUCAUUUCAGAAUGGUGCUUGAGACAUGGCUUAGCUACAUCCAACCUUGGCGUUACACAGAUAUCAGUCACUUCAAGAACAGCAAGUCCUUGCUGCAGACAGAGCGUGAAAAACUAGAGCAGCAUAUACAUGAAAAAUGGGACCAGUUUAUUGAAGACAACCUGCUGUUCUACACUGUUCUAUUCCAGGAGUUUUUGCCUCGUGUAUACCGCAUGGACCUAACAUCUCCACAGAGUGCAUACAUGCUGUUCAGAGUCACAAAGGUCUUCAGUACACCAAAUUUGGCAAGCUUGAUUUUAAAAGCUGAAAAUGAGCUGCUGCAUGGAAUGGAAAUACCACUUAAUCGCACCGCAGAACUUGGGGGGAGCUACUUAUCAAGUAGCCACUAUCAGCCUGCUGUCUUUACAUUGCCUCCACAUCUGACUGAUAUGGAGGUUUCUGGAUUUCAUUAUCAUCCUCUCUUUUCAGACAAUAUUCGUCUUGUUAUGAAUGACAUCAUGCAGAAGAUUCUUCAAGCACAGACAGCAUUGCAAGCCUCAAUCAAAAAUGUUACUGUACAUCAGCAGUCAGGCUGUUGGUUAUGGUCUUGGCUCUUCUCUGAUGACAAGGUAGAUGGAGUUGACACAAAACGUGUUGCACUGUACCUAGAGCAUGCUGUUGGAAACAUCUGUAACAUCUUUAAGUUGCGUAAGCCUGAGGGAUUCUGUAGCUAUGAGGGAACUCACAGUUUGGCCAAUGACUCCACACUGGAUGAAGAUGAUGGCUUGCCAGAUCACGAGCUGACGGAGACUGGACCAAAGCUGACACCGUUUGGCAAAUACCAGGUCAUCAACAACUUGCGGCAUUUCCAGAACUGGCAGCUGGGUGAUCCAGAUAUGCAGCCUAUCUGUAGCUAUGAAAAUGCCGUGCUGGUCCGCUUGCUUUUUCACAUUUGCACCAUCAUCAAUAAUAAUUUUGAAAAGCAGAUCUUGCAGCUUUAUGAGCGGCCAGAUUUUCUGGGUCGUGUUGCCAAAGUCUUCCUUGCGCCACCAAUCGCCCCUUCACAGCCAAUCCAAUCUCCAGUAUCACGAGAGACAGCAAUGCGUCUGCGACGGCCACGUGUCAGCCUGCGAUUCUUGGCUGCCUACCAGAACCUGUUUUUACUGGGCAUCCUCUAUGUGAUCACUCACAUGUGGCUUGGCACUGGACCAAUAGGCUUCAUUUUCUUCCUUGGGUGUGUCUUUGCUCUGUAUGGAAUGUUGCGUGCUGCCACAAGCUACUCCAGAUAACACACAAGUCAAACUGGCAGCUCUUGAAUCUAAGGGACAUUUGUCAGCAGGAUUCUUUUUAAGAAUAUGGUGCUUAUUACCUGUUGUAUAAUUUGAAACACUUUUACAUGUGCAGUACUUGCUUUCACCAGGAAAACCUUCAGCAUUUUCAAAACUUGAACAUUGGUUUGCCCUUCUGCAUAAACAUAUUUAGUAUGUAUGUCUCUGUAACAAAGGCCAAGUGUACUGCUGCCAUUUGUAUACCUAUGUGAACUGAAUGAUGUCACUUAUUAAUUGUAUACCCACAAAAGAAUGGCUUGCUUUUAACUGAUCAAUUUAUUUUUUAAACACAUGCAUUUUCUUCUGCACAAAUGGACACUUGCAUUCUGCAAAACGGAAGCACAGAAAUUAUAGGCACACAAAAGUUCUGUGCAUCUGCCUCUGAAUCCACCUAACUGCCUUGCUUUAUUAAAAAAAAAAAAAAAAAAAAAA